Molecule: messenger RNA, 2418 nt
Organism: Canis lupus familiaris (dog)
Lineage: Eukaryota; Metazoa; Chordata; Mammalia; Carnivora; Canidae
Gene: C18H7orf25
Product: chromosome 18 C7orf25 homolog
Exons: 2
Coding region: 273-1538 (421 amino acids)
Source: RefSeq, a predicted model, not a curated record
GACACGGUCGGGAGGGCUUCGACUGGUCCCCGUGGUCCCCGAUUCUGGUUUGGACAGUUUGCUGACCAGCUAGCCGUGUGCAUGUUGUAAUGUAAUCACGUUCUCUUCACUUUCCAAGCCUUUUUAUUAAAAUUGCUCUACCAGCAAACAGUAAAGCUGCUGCUGAGGGAAGCCCUCGUGUCGUAGAUUGCCUAUGACAUAAACUCCCGCGGUUUAUUCGGACUGGAACGCGUUGAACAGGACUUUCAAAGGAAAGGAAUAAUGCUGUCAGCAUGUCUGCACACUCCAUGCUCUGUGAACGAAUCGCCAUUGCCAAGGAACUGAUCAAGAGAGCAGAGUCCCUUUCUAGAUCAAGAAAAGGCGGCAUCGAAGGUGGUGCAAAGCUGUGCAGCAAAUUGAAGGCAGAAUUGAAAUUCUUACAGAAAGUGGAAGCUGGGAAAGUAGCUAUUAAGGAAUCCCAUUUACAGAGCACCAAUCUAACACACCUACGAGCCAUUGUGGAAUCAGCAGAAAACUUGGAAGAAGUUGUUAGUGUCCUUCACGUCUUCGGCUACACAGAUUCCUUGGGAGAGAAGCAGACCCUCGUCGUGGAUGUCGUCGCAAAUGGUGGUCAUACGUGGGUGAAGGCCAUUGGCCGAAAGGCAGAAGCUCUCCACAACAUUUGGCUGGGCAGGGGCCAGUAUGGCGACAAAAGUGUCAUUGAACAGGCUGAAGACUUCCUCCAGGCCAGUCACCAGCAGCCGGUGCAGUAUAGCAAUCCUCACAUCAUCUUUGCAUUUUACAACAGUGUCUCCAGCCCCAUGGCAGAGAAGCUCAAAGAAAUGGGCAUAUCUGUGAGAGGAGACAUAGUAGCGGUUAACUCUCUGUUAGAUCACCCUGAGGAGCUCCAGCCCAGUGAGAGCGAGUCGGAUGACGAAGGCCCAGAACUUUUGCAGGUGACCAGAGUGGACCGAGAAAAUAUUCUAGCAAGUGUUGCAUUUCCAACAGAAAUUAAGGUCGAUGUGUGCAAAAGAGUCAAUCUGGACAUUACUACUUUAAUUACAUAUGUAUCUGCCCUUAGCUAUGGAGGCUGCCACUUUAUCUUCAAAGAGAAAGUGCUUACUGAACAAGCAGAGCAAGAGAGGAAAGAGCAGGUUUUGCCGCAGCUGGAGGCAUUUAUGAAGGACAAGGAGUUGUUUGCUUGUGAAUCUGCUGUCAAGGACUUUCAGUCUAUUCUAGAUACCUUAGGAGGACCCGGGGAGAGAGAGAGGGCCACUAUGCUAAUUAAGCAGAUUAAUGUGGUGCCAGACCAGCCUUCUGAGCGUGCCUUGAGACUAGUGGCCAGUUCAAAAAUCAAUAGCCGCUCAUUAACCAUUUUUGGGACAGGAGACACUCUAAAAGCCAUCACAAUGACUGCCAAUAGUGGUUUUGUCAGAGCUGCCAACAACCAGGGUGUUAAAUUUAGUGUGUUUAUCCAUCAGCCCAGAGCACUUACUGAAAGCAAAGAGGCUCUAGCCACCCCCUUACCAAAAGACUACACAACUGACAAUGAACACUAAUGAUAGCCUUUAACUAUUGUCAUGGAAAUAAGUUAUUUAUACCAAAGGCUGGGUCUUCCCGUCUUUAAAUGGGGAGGAAGAAAAGGUCUAUAGUAAAAAUAAUACUUAAAGCUCUUAAACCAGUGGAGUGGAUUGUGUGUCAUCUCUAAAAUAUAUAAUCUAAAGUAGAAAAAGCACAAGAGGCAAGCUUAUUUAUCAAAGUGUCUACAUUAUAGCAAUUAAGAACAGAAAUACAUCUAUAUAAAGCUUUUAGCUGUAUUGCAGUACUUUUAUUUGACUCAGUAAGGGCAACAACCCCCUAGUGGUAAUCAGCAUUUCUUGGAAUAGGGCUACACCGCGUCUCACAUUAAAUAUCUGGAGAAAACUGAAGCUUGUUUUUCGUUAUAUUGGUUCAUCAGUUGGUCGAGGCUGGGAAGUAAUAGUUGAUAAUUAAUUUUAGAUUAUAAGGUUUUGGCUAUUAAUGAAAAACUUCCUUGAUUGCUAUGUGUCAGGCAUACACUUGUUGGUGCAUUUACAAAGAGUACAAUAACAGAAGAAAAUAAAGUGAAUACUGGUCUUGUGAGUCCCAUGAACCUAUGGAUACACCUUUGUGAAAAGAUAGUCCCACUACUAUAAAACUGGGACAUUUAAUGUAAAAUGUUAAUUUGAAUAAAUUGUAAAAGAAUCAUAAAAACAAUUUUAAAAGAAUUCAAAUUUUACGUUUAAGUACAAAUAGUUCCCAUACUGCAAGUAUUUGACUUAUAAAUACUGCCUUUACUCUUUGUUUUGCAAGUGCAAGUGACAACUGCAUUACUUCACUCUUGUGAAACGGUGGUAGGGGAGAUUCCAUGCCUGUUGCAUGACAAGUUGUAAUUAAAAAUAAAUUUUUUUUAAGUCCACA